Messenger RNA from Neospora caninum, 1326 nucleotides. RefSeq names its product putative ornithine aminotransferase. Gene Ontology annotation, molecular function: L-ornithine transaminase activity; identical protein binding; pyridoxal phosphate binding. Bases 1 to 1326 code for a protein of 441 amino acids. The transcript has 4 exons. The record is from RefSeq and is a predicted model, not a curated record. Gene Ontology annotation, cellular component: cytoplasm. Lineage: Eukaryota; Apicomplexa; Conoidasida; Eucoccidiorida; Sarcocystidae.
AUGUCGACAGACUGCGACAGUACUGCCCUCGCAGCUGCCCAGUAUGGCGACGAGAAAAUGAGCAUAUGCAUUUAUCGCGAUAGCUUAAAGCUCAAAACGGAAGAAGAUUUUUUUGCCUGCGAUAGGCAGUACGUUUGCGGAAACUACGCGCCGGUGCCUGUUGUCAUCAGCAAAGGUAAAGGUGCUCGCGUCUGGGAUAUCAACGGAAAGGAGUACUAUGACUUUCUCGCCGGUGUCUCCAGCCUCAGUCAAGGGCAUUGCCACCCCCGCGUCACAGCGGCACUCUGCCGACAGGCGGAGCAGUUGACUCUCACCCUGCGGUCUUUUGGAAAUGACGUUACCGGACCAGCAUGCAGGUUCAUGGCGGAGAUGUUUGGUUACGACCGUGUCCUCCUCAUGAAUACAGGUGCCGAGGCUGGUGAAUCUGCUAUCAAAAUCGCGCGCAAGUGGGCUUACGAAGUGAAAGGAGUUCCACAAGAGUCUGCCAAAAUCAUUUUAUGCAACAACAACUACUGGGGGAGGACAAUCACCGCGUGCAGUUCAUCUACCACAUUCGAUUGCUACAAUAACUUUGGCCCGUUCACCCCAGGAUUCGAACUCAUUAAUUAUGAUGACAUAGAUGCUCUGGAAGGAGCUCUCAAAGAUCCCAAUGUUGCUGCUUUCUUUGUUGAGCCCAUCCAAGGAGAGGGUGGUGUGAAUGUCCCUAAGAAGGGCUAUUUGAAGCGCGCACACGAGCUAUGCAAAAGCAAGGAUGUACUCCUUAUCGUUGAUGAAAUCCAAACUGGGCUGUGUCGAACAGGCCGGCUCCUUGCGGCAGACCACGAUGAAGUACAUCCGGACAUUUUGCUGCUGGGCAAGAGCUUGAGUGCCGGCGUCGUGCCGAUCAGUGCAGUCAUGGGCCGCGCUGACGUCAUGGACGUGCUCAAGCCAGGAACCCAUGGCAGCACUUUCGGAGGCAACCCACUGGCAUGUGCCGUGGCUGUUGAGGCCCUGACCGUACUUAAAGAUGAGAAACUCGCUGACAGAGCUGAAAGGCUUGGUAAUGAGUUUCGGGAUUGUCUCACAAAGCAGCUCGACGGGAAGGUGCCGUGGAUCAAGGAAAUCCGAGGACGAGGUCUACUAAAUGCUGUAGAAGUUGACUCCGAUAUCAUUGAUCCGAACGACGUUGUAACGAAGCUUAAGGAAAACGGCAUUUUGACCAAGCCGACAAGGGUGAAGGUCCUGCGAUUUAUUCCUCCGUUGGUAAUCACGGAUGAGGAGCAUCGGGAUGCAACUGCCCGAAUCAUAGAGACUCUUCUUGCAGUCGAGGAACAACGCAAGAAGUGA